Molecule: messenger RNA, 1158 nt
Organism: Bombyx mori (domestic silkworm)
Lineage: Eukaryota; Metazoa; Arthropoda; Insecta; Lepidoptera; Bombycidae
Gene: Or-13
Product: olfactory receptor 13
Exons: 5
Coding region: 1-1158 (385 amino acids)
Biological process (GO): detection of chemical stimulus involved in sensory perception of smell; sensory perception of smell
Cellular component (GO): plasma membrane
Molecular function (GO): odorant binding; olfactory receptor activity
Source: RefSeq, marked provisional
AUGGCUCCAAAACAAAUAGAUUGUUUUGAAAUUAAUUGGAAGUUUUGGAAAUUCUUAGGUAUUUGGUCCGAAAAUAAGCCGCAUCGAUAUUACAAAUACUACUCCAAAAUUUUUAUAACAUUCUUCGUAAUACUUUACGAUGUUCUAUAUACGAUAAAUUUUUAUUUUGUGCCCAGACAACUGGAUCUAAUUAUCGGGGAAAUGUUAUUUUACUUAACAGAAUUGUCUGUAUUGUCUAAAGUAUUCACGUUUAUAAUUAUGAGGCACAAACUUAAAAUCAUUUUUGAAAUAUUAGAAAGUGACGCAUUUCAGACGGAUACAGAGGAAGAAUUAAAAAUAUUGCACAGGGCAAAAGUUUUCAUUAAAAGAUAUUGGAAGAUUGUGGCUUUGGUUUCUAUAACAGCGAAUCUAACACAUAUCUCCUCACCUUUGCUUAAGAACUUGAUCUUUAAAGUUGAACUGGUUUUACCCGUUUGUAGCUACUCGUUUCUGUCAGAGUCAUUUUUAAAAACUUUCGAGUACCCGUUAUAUUUUUACCAAAUCGUCGGGAUACAUUUUCAUAUGUUGUAUAAUUUGAAUAUUGAUACAUAUUUUUUGGGUCUAAUGAUUUUGAUCAUAGCACAACUAGAUAUUCUUAACGUCAAAUUCCGUAAUCUAAAAAGCGGAAAAGACCACACUCAACUAAAUGAAUCAAUUAUGGGUCUUAAUAAAAAUUUAGAUCACUAUAAUGAAAUUGAAAGAUUUUGCAGUCUUGUCCAAAAUAUUUUCAGUUUCACACUGUUUGUACAGUUUAGUAUGGCUUCGUGCAUUAUCUGUGUUUGUUUAUUUAGUUUUACACUGUCAGUCCCGGUUGAGUACUAUAUUUUUUUAGCAACCUACAUGUUCAUUAUGAUAAUACAAAUAAUGGUCCCAUGCUGGUUUGGUAGUCGGAUAAUGGACAAGAGUAUUUUGCUAUCAUCGGCAAUUUAUAACUGUGAUUGGACAUCCAAUUCUAAAGAUUUUAAAAUAAACAUGCGUCUUUUCGUUGAAAGAGCCAAUAAGCCACUGUCGAUUACAGGUGGAAAGAUGUUCUCACUUUCACUGGCCACUUUUACAUCUAUUAUGAAUUCUGCGUAUUCUUUCUUUACGCUUCUUCGGUACAUACAAACACGUGAAUAA